AAAACCUGAGUGCCAGGAGACUAGCAAGAAACAAACGCCGGAAACAGGACUUGGUCUGACGUGACGUGUAGCCAGGCUGUUCUUAUCUAUGUAUUGAUUUCAAAAGUGAUUGAUAUGCAAGUUAAGAUGUCUUGAGUUUUGUUGAUCUGUGCCUACUGACAGAGAACUUUCGUCAAUAAUGAGUCUAACUGACCAUCAGUUCAGCGAGGCGGACUCUAGACUCGUGGUGCACUCGGCGCCCAGCUCCAGAGGGGAUAGCAGCGUCUACGACAAGGUACAUUUCGAUUUUUACACCAAGACGUUGCACGACGCCCAUGACGCCUUGCUGCAAACACGAAGCGCACAUUUCAGGCGGCGUCCAGCAGAACAGGAGAAGGACAUUUGGAAACGGAAACCCCCAGACUUCCGGUACGUAGUCUACGACCCACACCCACCCAAGAGAAACACCGUCGACUCCAUGCAGCCCUGGAGAUACGGCACUAUACCAGGACAAAGGGAGAUCAUUAAAAGAGUUCGAAGUGAAGGUCACCUCCCACGUCUGCUGGAAGAUGACAGUAACGAUGAGGGGACACAAUUCAAGACAAGAUUUCGAUUCGAAAGACCUUUUACCGCCAAGAAAAAAUUCGUUGCCAGUGGAAGUAACAAGCCAGGAGAAUAUGAAAGUCCUAAGCCUCAUGACUUUAGAGGGUAUCCUCCAAUCAAAUCCCUGGGUCUCGAUGAAUUUGUCACAGACUACGAGAAAGAUCCCAAUGGAAUGAAGUUCAAGACCCAGAGAUUAAACCACAUUUUCGGCCUGCCGAACGAGCCCCCGGAAAGAGAUCUGGUGCCUGGAAGACAGAUGGGGAAACCAAUGUCCGGUAAGAAACACUGGGACCCACAGCUCGUUCUAGAAAAGGACGACUGGCCCAGAAAAAGCGCCGCAUUCACGCGACACCGGCGUCGACAUAGACAGGCGUACAGUGCAUUCAUGGAGAGGGUAGAGGACGCCCUGAACUCCGCCUGGACCCAGGAAAUGUUUUCCAAAGAAAUACUGUCACAAUGAACGAUGAAAAGACAGAAAGAUGUCAGGAAGAUGUCAGGAAGAUGUUAGAAAGAUGUCAUGAAUAGUUGAAUAGACAGUGUCAGAAGAAAAAAACAUGAGGAUCUAUAAGAAUUUAAAUUAAAUAAAGGCCUGGCAGGACAUUGUUAGCGUCUGACGAGAAAAACUUUAAAUCAAGAAUUGUAUUAUAAAUCUGUCGUGAUUAUUUCCUGAUUAUUUCCAAAUUAUUUACGAAAUAAUGUCAUUCGAGCAAAAGUUCUUUUGUUCACAAUAAACUUGUUUGACAUAGAUCGUAGAUUUUUCAAAACAUUGCUCUCUCUCUCUCUCUCUCUUUCUCUCUCUCUCUGUGUGUUUCUCUCUGUUUCUUUCUCUCUCUUUCUGUCCUGCCUGGCCCUGUGGUAUGUGCACUGGACCGUCGUUCAGAUGGUCUCGUUAGUCCGCUGCCCGCUGCCAUCCCCCGCCGUCCUGCGGGAGGUUGGGACUAAAAUGAAAUUACCUUUCAACCUGAAACAUGUAAAAGAUUUUUAAAUACAAAAAAACAUUCUCUAUCUGUUCUUUCUCCUUUCUCUUUCUCUUCCCUUUCUCUCUCCUUGCUCGUUCUCUCUGGCCCGCCCCCCCCCCAUUAGUUCUUUCUCACUCUUUCUCCCCCUCCCUCUCUCUCUCUCUGAUUCUCUCUCUCUCUCUCUCUUAUUUGACCUAAGACUUGCUCCUUUUAAGAUUAUGAAAUCAAUCAAACAAAAGUCUUCUUUUUUGAAGUAACGUCUGUAUUAUAUAAGAUAAGAUAAGAUAUUGGAGUGUUUCGAAGACUGAAGUUUACGAGGGAAGUAGAAUGCACAUUGCAUGAAACUAGCAUGCUGUCUCAACACGCUGUCUCAACACGCUGUCUCAACAUGCUGUCUCAACAUGCUGUCUCAAAAUGCUUUCUUAACAUGCUGCUGUCUCGUCAUGCUGCUCAACAUGCUGUCUCGUUAUGCUGUUCAACAUGCUGCUCAACAUGCUGUCUCAACACUCUGUCUCAUCAUGCUGUCUUAACAUGCGAACUGUCUGUACCUUGUUCAUGUAAUUACAAUUUUAUUUAUUUUAUUUCUGUCUUAAAUUGUGCAAAAUAAAAAAUUUCUCUUGCAAAAAAAAAAAUGUGUCGCAGAGUAUUUUAUUAAGUCCAUUUAAAUGACGAUU
This is a messenger RNA of Biomphalaria glabrata, 2215 nucleotides long. RefSeq lists its product as uncharacterized. Bases 179 to 1042 code for a protein of 287 amino acids. The transcript is spliced from 7 exons. Lineage: Eukaryota; Metazoa; Mollusca; Gastropoda; Planorbidae. The record is from RefSeq and is a predicted model, not a curated record.